Cadophora gregata is the source of this 2422-nucleotide messenger RNA. RefSeq lists its product as uncharacterized. The coding region runs from base 191 to 2422 and encodes 743 amino acids. NCBI's taxonomy places the organism in Eukaryota, Fungi, Ascomycota, Leotiomycetes, Helotiales, Ploettnerulaceae. The record is from RefSeq and is a predicted model, not a curated record. The transcript has a single exon.
UCCAAUUGGCAACAUUCAACCGCUGCGCCUUUGUAUGACCAACAACGCUCAAUUGAGCCAGUCAAGCAAUUUAAAUUCGCGCGUUAUCCUUCAUGCCAUCUUGUACCAAUUGAUGAUCCCCACUGAUCAAACGAUCGAUCUGGCGACCGCCGCCCAACGAAUGCCGCGAACUAUCGAAUUCCAAUAGCCCAUGCUUCCUCCAGCUUCUAGCUGCCUCCGAGCACUGCAGCGACAGCUAUCUACAUCUCCAGAUUCGAUCUGGAUAUCUGAUGAAGCUUUGAGCCAUGCUUUUCAACGUUUUUGCGCGGUCUCGAAGACCAGGAAACGCUAUGGAAGCUUUGUACCGGGACCGUUGGAAAGUAGAAGGAGGCUGGGCAAGAGACGAAUGACACUUCAAUCCAACGCUACUCCUACGCCCUCACCUGGCCUUGCUUCUCUAUGGAGCUUCUUUGUCGGAGAAGUGGAUAGGACUCGAUGGCAAUGGGAAGCUCCUACAACACGGCACAUAACAUCUGAAGAAUGUUCAUCGGUUCUUCCAAAAUGGUUCGUGGAAUGGGCAACAGCCUCGGACUCUGUUCUGGAUCCUACCAAACGGACGAGUGCAGAAUCUUUCCUAAAGGCCAAGCCUAAAAGGUCUGUGCCCUUGAGAUUCGAAUUUCUGUCUCUUCGGAAGGCCCUCAAAACGUGUCGCCCUGAAGAGAUCCGGGUUUUGUGUGACGAUUUCAAUCGAAAGUUAGCGCAAACGCUUUCGCUCGGCCUCCACACCGAGAAGUUGGCUUUCUUUAUCACGAACCUUGUCAUAAAGGACAUUCAUGCAGGAUCACUGAACUCAGAGGAAGCAAACGCGCAAUGCCUCGCCAUGUGUCAAGCGAUGUGGAAUGGGAUUUCGAGCUGCAAAGUAGUACAAUUUUCAGACCUUGGAAUGACAAUUGCAGGACGAUUUAUGGCCAUUUUGAGCCAUAUCCGGAUGUCAGAGGGCUUGCAAGCUCUGGCCAUGGAAAUAUUGUGUUCGGUGUCGAAGGCCCAGCUGCAAGUGAUGCAUGGAAGCAUACUUCGCUUGGUGCACUCAUGGUUGCUGAGCUGCGAAGGCGAAGAAGCUCUCCGAAAGAGCGAAUCACCUCUAGCAUUGGCUUUUCAGAGUGUGUCCGAAGCUACAAGUGCUGUCACUUCUGUAAAGGCUUUGACAGAAUCGUUGGGAAGAAGCCCUAGUUUUAACCAAGAUUUACCACAAUCUCGCGAGAUUCUGAAAAUGGCAAGGGAUGCCAUUAUAUCUAGCGCAGGUAUUCUUGUGGAGGCGGAAUGCAUCAUCUCAUCUCAUCAUCGCAGUCUCAGGACUCUCACGGCAGCCCUGAGUCACCUUCCUGCUGGGUCUCUUAAGACAAUUAUCCAGCAAUGCUCGAGCAGGAUCCUAAAAACGUGCGAUGAUGAAACCAUUGCCCAUUCACUUCCAGGCAGGUGGCUGUCCUUGAUUGCCCAGCUGCCCAACUUGGACGAGACAUUACUACUCGAAACAUGGAGACAAUUUGGCUCGUAUAUAGGGCAAGAUACGGCUACCGACAUACUGCUCAAAUACUGGAUCGGUCGCGACCUGUUCGAGCGCCCAGCUCUAGCGACCAUUAUCUUCGACGCUAGAGUUUCCCAAUUCAAUCGAAAGGACCCCAGUACUUUGUUAUAUGUCAUAAACGAGGAACGGGAGAAGUACUGGAACAAGAUGAGGCUGCUGUUCACUUUUCUGGACAAGCUUGGAGACCAUCAAACUAUUUACAAGACUCUCUGUUCUCUCAAAAGGCACCAAAUGAAAGUUCCAUCGGAUAUCAUUGAUGAGGCCUUGGAGAGCAUGACCAUUGGAAAUGAAAAUCUGCUUGCUCAGAAAACUUUUAAACUUUACCGGUUCAUCCGAUACAACAAUACACCCUUGCGAUUGGAGAAAUGCCCUCAUUUCAUUUUCUCAAUGAUUAGCAACGGUGCAAGAUCCAGCAUCAUCUGGAAAUCCUUAGGGAUACCAUUGUACGAAUCGACGAUGCCCUCUCUCUUACUCGCAAGACAUACUCCUCCUACAGAAUCGAGCCUGACGGCAGCCGUCGCUGGCCACCUAACGAAAAUGGCAACGCUCUUCGCACACUGUAAAACACGAUCCCAUCGAGUGGCAUUCCGUAACGUCAUGCAAUGUCUCUUCCAUCUCCGUAGGCACAACGCUCCGAUAACACCGGAACUGACUCGAGCAAUGGUUCAGGCGGGUAUCUCAAGGAAAAUCUUAAGUAACGGUUGGAUUGCAAAGGCGAAGGCACAGUGGCUACUGGAAUCGGUUGAGAAGGUGGAGGGAACAGAUGUGGCUGCUACUGUUGACGAGAUUGUCGAAGUGUGGAAUCAACAUAUCUCGGAGAGGGUCUCGAAGCGAGACAAGGCUCUGAAAGUAUUUUAA